GCUGGUUUUGUGAUGAAUAAAGUGCCGUUGGAAGAGUCUUGUGUAGACAGGGUGGAGAAUAGAUCAUCUGAGACUCUCAACUGUGAAAAAGCGAAAUCUUACUUUGUUCUUGAAGUUCGAAAUAUUCCUGGCGGCACAAGCAAAGAAAAGAUUGAAGAAUUCUUUUCAGCGAUAGCACCAGUUUCCGGGGUUAUCAUUGAGCCAUGUGCCAACUCAGAUAGUUGUAUCUGUUAUCUAUUUAUUGACAAUGCUACUGUUGCCUAUACUAUUAUUGAUACCUGUAAUAGCAAAAUUCCUUUUGAAAAUAGUGCUAAAAACCUUGUUGUGAGCUUUUCAGACUUCUUUCACUCCAGUCCUACGAAGAAUAACACUCUCAACGCUGCUGAUGUCUCAAGUCCGGGGUCCUACAAGGAUAGUUCUCCUAUCCCUACAUUAUCUCAGUACCCUGUGUGUGGAUAUAAUACAUCCCCCUCUUGUUUGUCUUUUACCUCAUCGCUCUCCACCCUCCCCACUUCCCAACCCUCCCAUUCCAUCUCUUCCUCCGUCGCUCCUAUCGCUUCUAUCGCUCCUGUCGCUCCUGUCGCUCCUGUCGCUUCUGUCGCUUCAGCUGCAUCAGCUGCAUCAGCCGCUCCUGUCGCCCCAAUCGCUUCAGCCGCUUCAGCCGCUUCAGCUGCAUCAGUCGCCUCGGUCGCGGAGUGCCAAGAAGAGCCUCCCGAGCAGCUCCAUCUAAGCCAGAUUCCCUCGACCGACUCUCUGGACGCGCCCUACUUCUCGCAGGUGUCUCCGAGCGAGCAGUGGGAUCUCGACGUGAUGACGGGGUCGGACAAGGUGAGCGGAGCGUUCCAGGAAGGCCCGGAAGGCGCGAAUCUGUUCGUGUACCAUCUCCCGCACGAGAUGGCGGACUCCGAUCUGACCACGCUGUUCGUUCCGUACGGGACGAUUCUGAGUGCGAAGGUGUACGUGGAUAAACAGACCGGAGAGAGCAAGGGGUUCGGGUUCGUGAGCUUCAACUCGUUCGAGGCGGCGCAGGAAGCGAUUCGACAUAUGAAUGGGUUUCAGAUCGACUCGAAGCGGCUGAAAGUGCAGGUGAAGAAGAAGAGGGUGGGGGAGGGGAGAGGGGAUGAGGAAUAG
Molecule: messenger RNA, 1131 nt
Organism: Blastocystis hominis
Lineage: Eukaryota; Bigyra; Opalinata; Blastocystidae
Exons: 5
Coding region: 13-1131 (372 amino acids)
Cellular component (GO): cytosol
Molecular function (GO): mRNA binding
Source: RefSeq, a predicted model, not a curated record